AUAAGUCAAGCCGAGUGAACGACGCCACUCUUGGGACGUGUGUGACUACUUUGUGUCGAACGGAGAGACAAGGAGCAGCUACUUUCUUUUAGCUAAUGGUGCAUCGCUCCGCUUUGGACGGUACCUUUGGACUUUUAGCCAAGACUACACUGCUUGUUGUCUCUCUGAGGGGAGCACCUGUUCGUCUGUCCGCUGUUAGCUGAGACGCAGGACCGAGUACCCCGCACCGGGAGAGAGUGGAUGACUUCGGUGGAUGAAGGUCUGUCUGGAGCCAAGAGGGGGGCCGCUGACUGUGGACCUCCCUCUUUAGGAAGCGAGGGCAGCGACGAGGAGAGGCUCCCUCCGAUCAUCAUGUGUACACGGGCCUAUCCUGACGUCGUGCCCAGCAGCCCACUGUUCCCCGGAGACGUGGAGGAGGACGAGGGCAAGGAGAGAGACUCCGAUAGAGACAGCGCCGUGGAAAGCACCCAAGGGUCCGACACUUCAGAGGGGCCAACCAGACUGGGGGACAAGGAAGACAUCUUGGGGGAUCUCUUCUUCCCCUCUGAGAAGACAAGCGGCACGAGCAACUCUGUCAUCUCAGACCUGUCGACACGUUCCUCGGCUUCUCUGAACGAGGAGCAGUUUGAGGACUACGGCGAAGUGGAAGAGCCCGACUACGCUCCCAGCAGCCCCUAUCCAGAAGACGAGAGCCGUACCAACGGAUAUUCUGAUCUUGGAUCAUCUGUGCCAUCGAGUGCGGGCCAGACGCCACGUAAGGUGCAACAACAUUACCCUGCAGAGAUGAUGGACAUCUACUGUUGUCAAUGCAGCAAAAAAGUCAACCUGCUCACUGACCUAGAGGCUCGUCUCAAAAACCUCAAGGCUAACAGUCCUAACAGGAAAAUCUCCAGCACAGCAUUUGGAAGGCAGUUGCUCCACAACAGCAACUUGAGUAGCAGCAAUGGCAGCACAGAGGACCUUUUCCGAGAUAGCAUCGACUCCUGUGACAUCGACAUCAAUGAGAAGGUAAACUCUUUGGAGAAGAAGGUUGCAGAACUGGAGAAUGAAAUUGUAAUGAAUGAUGAGCUCAAGUCCAAGCUGAAGCAGGACAACACUCAUUUAGUACACAGGGUCAAUGAACUUGAGGAACAACUGAAAGACCAGGAGACACGGGAGAACCAAAAUCUGCAGGGGGAGUUGAGACGACAUCGAGAGGCCUUCAGCAAGAUGGAGAGAGACAAAACGACACAGAUCGAGCUGCUCAACAACCGAGUUAAGCAACUGGAGGAUGAGAAAAAUGAGAUGCAUAUUAACAUGACCAGACUGAAGACGCAGACUGAAAAACUGGAUGAGGAGAAGCAAAGGAUGACAGAUAAGCUGGAGGACACCAGCUUACGUCUGAAGGAUGAAAUGGACCUGUACAGGAAAAUGAUGGACAAACUGAGACAAAACAGGCAGCAGUUCCAGGAAGAGAAACAGGCCAUGCAGGAGCUGAUGGAGGACCUGCGGCGAGAGCUGGAGCACUUACAGCUCUUUAAACUGGAUGUCGAAAAGACCGGACGUGGCCGCAGCUCUUCUUCUGGUCUGGCUGACUACAACAACAGGACCAGGGAGGUGGAGCUGGAGUACGAGGUCAAGAGGCUCAAGCAGGAGAACCAGAGACUGAAGGAGCAGAACGAUGAUCUGAAUGGCCAAAUUCUCAGCCUGAGCCUGUACGAAGCCAAGAAUUUGUUCGCCACGCAGACCAAGGCCCAAUCUCUGGCUGCUGAGAUAGAUAAUGCCUCCAGGGACCAGUUAAUGGAAGCCCUGAAGGAACAGGAGGAAAUCAACAUGCGGCUGCGACAGUAUAUGGACAAAAUCAUCCUCUCUAUCCUUGAUCACAACCCUUCCAUCUUGGAGAUCAAGGCCUAGCAGCGGCCAUAUGGAGUCAGCACAGCAUUGAAUAUAGAGAACUGGGACAUCUCCCCCUUCAGUUUGAAGAAUCCUAAAGGGUGUAUGCUGAACUAAAGGGAGUGACUUGAUGGUCACACUAAUGUGACGCGUCAUCUGGAUUUUUUUUCUACAUUGUCUGUGCUAUGAAGACAUACUUGUUGGUGUCUUGUCCUCGACACACCUUGGAACCGGAAAGACUACGCUGGAUAUGGGCAUGCUGGUACAAAAACUGGAAGAGCCUAUCUCAUCAGACAUGUUUUGGCUAAUAUUAGGAACAUUAUAAGCACUGUGAGAUGCUAGGCAACUAAAACGGCAAGCUCACGCUAUGUUUUAGGCUGGUUUAGUAACAGUACUGUUAUGUAAGUGGAGCAUUUGGAACUGGCAUAUUUGAAAAGCAAGUUGGGAAAAGUGGGAAAAGUGGUCAAAUUUAUCAAGGUUACAGUCGAAGGAAAGCAAGUCUUUCCUAAAGACUAUGGUUCACGCUAUUGGGAGUUGGGUUUCGGUGAAGUUGCUUCUUUGCAAAUGAAGGUAAUAUAUUUGUUUACUCUUGAGAACAUGUCUUCCAGGAACGCUGCAACACAUGCACUGUGUCACUGUUCCGACUUGGAUUUAUUAAUGAGUCACUUUAGAGAUGAAGAAGCCGCCGCCGAGGAGUGUCUUUAAACUGUAACUUACAUGAUCGCCCCCAUGCUUGAAAGGUACACUGCUGUUAGCAAUAAUAAUAAGCUCAACCAUGUUGCACAGAAAAGUUUUGAUGUGUAAUGAAUGUACGGGAUGUGACUCGGAGUUGCCACUGUAAGUGAAAUGUGUGCAUUACAUGGAUACAUGGGAGGAGCCUGUACGAAGGAAAUGGCCCUGUGAUACUUUUGAAUAUCAUGAAUGUACAUCUUGAUAAUUCACUCCAUGUGAGAAGGGACAACAAUAUGCUGUAUUAUGUACUUAACUAAAACUUGAGUUUUGCUUCCUUGCACAAAACCUUUGGUUUCCCUUUGCAUGGUUCAUACUUCCUCAGUCUGUGCCUUGGGAGGACAAUUUUCAGGUGGAUGUUGUAAAAUGAAUUGCUUAAGGAGGUACAUUGUAUGUCUUAAUCAUUUUUCUGGACUUGUAAAUGUUGUAAUUACAUAGUGAUCAUUUGUAAA
Molecule: messenger RNA, 3053 nt
Organism: Doryrhamphus excisus (bluestripe pipefish)
Lineage: Eukaryota; Metazoa; Chordata; Actinopteri; Syngnathiformes; Syngnathidae
Gene: rab11fip4b
Product: RAB11 family interacting protein 4 (class II) b
Biological process (GO): endocytic recycling; regulation of cytokinesis
Cellular component (GO): endocytic vesicle; midbody; cleavage furrow
Source: RefSeq, a predicted model, not a curated record